Molecule: messenger RNA, 644 nt
Organism: Cryptomeria japonica (Japanese cedar)
Lineage: Eukaryota; Viridiplantae; Streptophyta; Pinopsida; Cupressales; Cupressaceae
Product: CEN-like protein 1
Exons: 4
Coding region: 52-573 (173 amino acids)
Source: RefSeq, a predicted model, not a curated record
UGUUUGGUUGCUCUACUCUGUGUAUUGUAAAGAAAGAGUUUGAAGUUAAUCAUGUCGAGAUCAAUAAAACCAUUGAAACUAUCUGGAGUGAUUGGAGAUGUUCUGGACUUGUUUACUCCAACGAUAAAGAUGAAUGUGUUGUAUGAGAGAAACAUAGAGGUCAACAAUGGCUUCGAGCUCCUGCCUUCCACUCUCGUUUCCCCACCUCAAGUUGAUGUUCUUGAUGGCAAUCAGCGCACUUAUUUCACCUUGAUCAUGACUGACCCAGAUGCCCCUAGUCCCAGCGACCCUGUUGGACGCGAGUAUCUCCACUGGAUAGUGACUGACAUCCCCGGGACACUCUCCAAUUCUUCUGGUCGAGAAAUAGUGAGCUAUGAGAAUCCAAGGCCAAUGGUUGGGAUCCAUCGUUAUGUGUUGGCAUUGUUUGAGCAAAAUGGGAAGGGAACAGUUGAUCCUCCUCCAUCUCGCCACCAUUUCAACACCAGGGAAUUUGCAGACAGUAAUGAACUGGGAUUGCCCGUUGCUGCUGUCUACUUCAAUGCCCAAAGAGAGACUGCAGCUCGAAGGCGUUGAAAUCUUAUCUUCAAUCUCUGCUAUCUUAUUUCACUUCCUUUCUGUGCAUUCUCUUCUUGUGCAGGUUGAGA